AUGGCUUCUUCUGACGUGGAUAUUGACAGUCUCAACGUAUCCUACGUGCCACUCUCGCCCACUCUCAAGUAUGCUGCCUCAGCUGCGACUGAUAGCAGUAGAACCAGUAGUGCUGCCAGCUCGAAGGCUCACUCCAUGUGCGACGACAAUGACGCUGAUAAUGCAAUCAAUCAAGCACCACCUUCAUCUCUCAGUCGAUGCAACUCGUCGGACUAUCGCUGCAUGCAGCUGACUAGCAGCUUUGAUGUGCAGGAGAUGAUGAGCUUGCGUGAGAGCAAUUAUCGAGACAGCCUUAUAGUAAGUAAUGAGUCUACUUUUGCCAAUAGUUGCAGAGUUUCGGAAAUGGGCAGUGCUCUUAUGCGUAUGGAUGAGAGUUAUCGUCGAGUAUACAGUACUAACCAACGACGGCUAAGUGGUAGUUCACCUGACGGCUUGACGCCGCUGUUACAGGCAGCUCGGGCUGGAGAUAUCGUGCUGGUGAAUGCACUUGCCAUCCAAGCUGGUACUGAUAUCCUUCGACGCGACCCAAUGUUUGGUCAAACAGCUCUACACUUUGCCAUUCGUGGUGGUCACCUCAAUGUGGUACAAGCAUUGCUCAUGCCACAUUUACGCGGAUCUAUCGUCAACGUGGCAGACAACCGUCGCAAUACGGCUUUGCACUUAGCUGCAGCCAAGUCGCGUCGUAUGACUAAAAUACUGCUGGAGUGUGGAGCCGACGUAAAUUUCCUCAACAUGCGCAAUCAAACACCAUUAGGUGUACAUAUUUUGACCUCUACAAAGGACGACCCGACUAUGACGGAGGUAUUGUUGCAACACCGUGCAAAUCCCAAUGCACCUGUGGACAAGUCGACGAUCUUGCACGUGGCGCUCGACAAAGGACUUAUUCAGGUGGCUACUCGACUCGUGCGCCACGGAGCCAGACUCGAUCUCAAGGACGAGUCGGGCAAGACGGUGUUUGAUAAGGUGGAUCACGACCAAUUAAAGAAGUUGAUGGCCAAAGUGGCCCACUCACCUGUUUGGAUACCGGAUAAUGAACGACCUGUGUGCAUGGAGUGCCACAAGAAGUUUGGCGGCCUAAGCUCACGAAGACAUCACUGUCGAAUUUGUGGUCGAGUCUUGUGCUCUGCGUGCUCAGCGUGCAAAGUGCGUGCUAAGAACGUCCCGUUUUCGCUACGUCGCCGCAGCAAGAAGAACAAAACUGAGACAGAAUCAGUGAAAAUUCGUGUGUGCAACAUGUGCUACGAUAUCUGCAGGGAGGGAAUGCAGUCGUCGCAAAAGGACGGCGAUGGAAGUUUGGCACAGAAUUAG
Molecule: messenger RNA, 1308 nt
Organism: Plasmopara halstedii
Lineage: Eukaryota; Oomycota; Peronosporomycetes; Peronosporales; Peronosporaceae
Product: myosin-like protein
Exons: 1
Coding region: 1-1308 (435 amino acids)
Molecular function (GO): protein binding; metal ion binding
Source: RefSeq, a predicted model, not a curated record